GAUUCCUCAACAUCACAUGCUUUGUAAUGGCGGCUAUACGAUUUCUUAUUAGUAAAUAAACCACCGAACUGUGAUGUUCGAAGAUUUUUUGCAAUAAAUCAGCAGUAAUGUCUUCAUCAAUCGUUAUAGAACUACUGAAAAGUGUCAAUAAAGCAGCUUCACAAGACGAUUUUGUCAAUUUUUUGGGAAGUUCUUGUGGUAGAAAUUUAAUCCUAAAUAUUUUUAACAAAGGCGUAAAAGGAUUGGCAAACUUGAAGGAACUGAUUGAAUUGGUUGCAUAUACAAUACAAUUUCUUUUAGAUCGGAUAAAAGAGGAUGAACAAAAUAACUACGACCUAGAGUCUGUGGAACAAUGCUUUACAGUACCAAAGAAGGUUGCAAAACACGUUUUAUCGAAUAUACAAAAAGCGAAUGAUAAAGAUAAUGAUGAAAAUGUAUUACAUACUUCCAAUGGUUUCUUAAAAGACAUUGAGCUAUUCAGACUAAUUAACGAUUUAUUAAUUAUCUUAUGUAUCGAAGAAUGUUCAACUCACAAUGAAAAAGACACUAAAGAUUGUAUUUGUUUAAAGAUACUCAUUGAUUUCUACAAUUAUCUAGAACAAUGCAAGAGAAACAACAUUCUGCACAUCUUUCUCAGAACAUUUUUCAAAAUUUCCCGCGUGAUUAUUAAUUAUCAUUCAUCAAUGAAUUAUUGUACUUUUAAUCAAUUCGAAAAAAUUCUAAAAACUCUAAAAACACUUGGAGAAAUACAGGAUUUUUGUCAAGAAACAAUUAUUGGAUCAUUUUGGAUUUUAAAGAGCUUGUUAGAAUUUUCUGACGUUUCUUCAAUAACCGAUAUAGUAAGAUCUGCUCAUAAUUUACUUGACAAUUGGAAUAACUUGGAAGAAGCUAUGGACAUGCAUUUAUUUAAGAUAAUAUGUGGAUUUAUCAGCGAUUUGAAAAAGGCUAAAGUUGAAUUUUUACACGCUUGUCGAUGUAGUAGAAUCAAGCACAAAUCUUGUUUUAAACGUUAUUCACAUUUUACGCAUCAUCAUCACGAAAUUCUUAGUAUCUAUGAUGAUUGUAUUAUAAAGAGAUUAUCCAUUCUACUUAUUUGUUUUUUGAAUAAGUGCGAUGAUUUAGCUCUUACAAUAACGAUUGGAGAAAUAAGAAAAUGUGGCUUAUGCUGUUGCUUAUCUGUGGAGAAUCUAACUUGCAUUUUAGACAAGAAUAAAGAAGAUAGUCAACUAUUAAUUAAUUGGAUAGCCAACACUGUACUAUACGAAUUAGGUGGAUAUGAUGCCGAAUAUUCUUUCUGUUCAAAAUGCCAAAAAUCAACGUUAGAUCGUUGGAAUUCCUUAUCAAAGUUAAUUAAUUACACUGAUCCAAAGAAUACUACAUUGAAAACGGAUAAUUUUAAAAGAAUUGACCUAACAAAAAUAGAAGAUUUAGUUAAAUACGGAAGUGACAAUUUAAUAAAAAGUUUAUUGGAAAAUAUUUAUGCACAAAUCGUUAAAGAAUCAGGAUUAAAUUUUCACGAUAGAAUUCUUAAUCAUAUUCUCAACGUAUUUGUUCUCUGCCAAAAAAAUUUAAAAUUAUGUGACUUUUUCCUUGAUAAAAUUGGAGUACGAAUAUUUCAAUUGAAUAGCUCGUGUCUGAAUUUAGUGUUCAAAUGUUUCCUCAAAAUAAUCUCUAUAAAAAAGAACAACGUUCAAGAUAUUGCUGAAAUUAUCUUUAAAGUAACAAAAAAACCAGGAUUAACUACUGAAGAAUCUACAGAAUUAUGGAAAUCAGUUCAUCUAUUAAUAUAUUAUAAUGAAAAUGCAAGAAACCUUUUUGUUAAAGGUAACGGAACGCGAGAUGCUCUUGAUACAGCUAAAUCAUGCAUUGAAAAAUUCGAAACUGAUAAAAACGAAGAUUUAGUUUCAAACUUUUCUAUUGCCUUUGCAUGUUCUGUUCUAUCAUGCUUAGGGUUCCCCUCGGCUAAAGGUCAUGUUGUAUCGGAAAUACGCAAAGCAUUGAAGUCCAAUUUAAAGACAUUACAAAAGAAAUUAGUAUGCGAUCAUCUCUUUCAUCUUAUACUUCUGAAAGAAUUGAAUAACAAAUCCCAGCCAAAAUUCCUUCCACCUACAGAUGCUAGUCAAAUAAAAUUUCAAACCAAAAAGAAUUAUGAUGAUGGCAGCGAUUACGAUGAAUCAUUCUCAAAUGAUACAGCCUCAUAUUUGGAAUUUUCUAUCGAACCGAUCAAACUUAUUCAUUUUGAAUUUAUUGAACUUUGUUUGACCUUAUCCGAUUCUCAUGAAAAUGAUUAUGAUCAAUAUGUGCUAAUGAAAAUAAGAGAGUUAAUUAGAAAUUCCAAGUCGAUAAGAACUUAUUAUAUUGAGAACAAUCUACCAAAAUUGCUAUUAGACAAAUACUUGCAAGUUGACGACGAUGAUAUUCGAAGAGAAUGCUUGAAUGUUUAUAUGGAACUAAUUAUUGAAGAUAUGAAUUCUUAUUUAUUAUCCGAGUUUAUUCGAUUAUUAUUUCAUAAAACUACGAAAAACAUUGACCCAUUUUUGGAUAUACUUUUAAAACAUUCAGAUUUUGAACAAUCACCAUCGUUUUAUCUUCAGUUUCCAAUGAUUAAAUUAAAGGAGACGGAGCCGAACCAAACUGAAAUAAGUCCAAGUGAUUCAAGUAUUCCACAAAUGUUCAAGGAAUCAUCGACGUGUUUAAAAGUUGAGGAAAAAAUCAUUUGGCCUUCUGUUGGUUCUGAUUGGUCAAUAUCAAUUUGGAUUGCAUUUCAUAAAGAAUUGGAAAGUAAGAUAGACUGUAAGGAAAUGUUUAUUUUUAGUUUUGGAAGUGAAAAUUUUAUAAUUGAAAUAUGGUGGAAUGUUCAAAAGAUGAGAAUUUUUUACAAAUUUAUAUAUAAGGAAAAUUCAGAAAACUUUGAAUUAAAAUAUAACUUACAAUCUAAUGGAAAAUGGAAAAAUUAUUGCUUUUCAUAUUUUGAAAGAAAUGUAGACAAAGUUAAAGAAUUUACGCUGAUAUUAUUUGUUGAUGGAAAAGAAGUUGACAAAGUUACAAGCUGCUAUACAAACAUAACAAAUACCUCAAUAAGUCAAUUUCUAAUCGGGCAUUGUCUCCAAUCGCCCAUUGAUUCAAUUAUUACAACUUCUACCUAUCAUCUAAGUACAUUAAUGUUCUUUCAAGAUGUAACACUAAGCAAAGAAAAAGCAAUGUUUAUGUAUAUUUUGGGGCCAAAUACUGAUAACUUGUUCGAAUGCGACAAUUUACAAACAAAUAUUGGAUUUGUACAUUCUGUUUUAGUAAAACAUAUUUUGGAAAGUGGCUUAGAUGUUGAAGGAGUUUUGGAAAGGAUAAAUGAUAAUUAUCACAUUUUAAGGAAACACGUUAAAUUGAUAUACAACGCUCGUUGUCCAAAAUCCUAUUGCCUUCUAAAUGUGCCGGACCCGAAUCCACUUCCUUUUGCUUCUAAUUCAAUAGAUAAAGCAAUUAUGGAGCAUCCGUUAGAACUACAAGCCGAUACUGUUAUGUUGGAGAGUAAACGGUCGAAUUCUAUUGAAGAGUCGCUGAUUUGUAUUGGUGGAGCAGAAUUAUUAUUAUUUUUAUAUGCCAAGACUGUAGAAAUGUCGAACGAUUCCCAGAGUCAGACGAAAAGCUUGCAAUUAUUACUGGAAAUUGCUAAACGUAGUCGAACAAUUGCCAAAGAAUUUGACGGAUUGUCAAGUUAUGAAUUACUAAUAAAAGUUUUCUCAACUGAUUUAUUUAUCAUGUCAGCUGAUUUUUUAAAGAUUCUUAUGGAUGCUGCUUAUAAUGAAUCAGUUAUUAUUAUAAAAGAAACGCUUACAGUUAAAAAUUCGACCAGUUUUUGCGUUUUGGACGCUCGUAUUGUAACAGAAAUAUUUCUAGCUUGGAAAUUAUGGAUUCAAUACGAAGAUUUAUGGAUUUAUGCUUUAAAGUCAAUCGAAAUUCUUCUUGACGAUACGAAUAGAUGUAAAAUAUAUAAUGUUAAAAUGUUGAGCGAAUUAGAAUUCUUGGAAAAAUUAAAAAAUAUGUGUUUAGAGUGUAAACAAGAAGCUGAUUUUAAGAGUUUCUUCUCACCAAAUAUUUGCCAACUUCUAAUUUCUAUAUUUAGAAAAAUAUUAAGGGCCGUAAGCGAUGUACAUGCAGUGGUAACCAUUGCCGAUCUACUCCUACUUUUACACCCUGCUGCACUAACUUACGUUCAACAUUCCCCCUCUGGUUUUUACUUUAAUCCUAGCUGGCUAAGAAGGAAGUCGAUAAGAAGAAGUGAUCGAAUAUAUAUUUAUUCAACUUCGUCUUCAUGUUCAACACUUAAACAGUCGAAUGACCAUAAUCAGAACUUGGAAGAUCCUGAAAUUGAGAAUAGGACUCCUUCGUCAAAUUCAGCUAACACUAGUAGUACUGGUUCCGAAUGGGAGCUAUUACCAAAUGCAGAGUCUACUCAAUCAGUUACGGUUAACAUUAAGAAAACACCUGGCGAGGUUCACGUACCGGAGGAGGAAGAUAUUGGUUUAGUACAACUGUGCUCUGGAUUGUUAGAAGCUGUCGAUGAUGUACUUUAUUCUAUGGAUAAGAAAGAUGUAGAAAGAAUAUUCAAAGUAGUUGUUAAAGCUGAUUUUAUAAUAAUUCUCGCUCAGCAUUCUGCUGAUUGUGUUAGACUUACUGCUUGUAAGCUUAUGAAAACGUUUCUGAAAAUGGCCAAUUGCGCCCAAAUUGAGAAGCUUAGAGAGCAAUACGCUUUCCAACUAUUAGCUUUCCAGUUACAUCAACACAAUGUUUGCAGUCGUAUAGUGGAUUGUCUAUUAUCAAUUUGCUUUGAAAGGGAUUUAACUCUAUAUGAACUAUAUUCAUCCCCGAAUUUAGUCAAUAAUAUUACACUCCAUGAAAUAUCAAUCCAUUCUUUAAUCGCUUACAUUGCUCUACUGGAAAAUUGCUGUACAGAUAAUCCUAAAUUAUGUUGUAAUAUGCUGGACGUUUUAUCAACUGUAUUACUACCGAAAAAGCCUAUAUAUAAUCUGCUAAGAACUAAUUUUCUAUGCACGGUAUUAUGUAACGUGCUCUACAAAGCUACAAGUUUUUGCGAAAAUGAUAAAAUAUUCGAUUCAGUUGGAAAUUGUUUUCGAACUAUCAUACUACUCGAUUUUAACGAAGACGAUCCCAAAACAUUGUGUCUUUUUAAAGAAAUAAUAACGCUUUUAAGAUCUCUAAUAGAAAAAGCUACUGAGAAUAGAGUUAUUUUUGAAAGAAUUAUUUGCAAUUGUUUCCUUCACGUGUUUGAGUUCUGUAUGGAUUUAAAAUUAAAACUUGAAAAGAAAAACGAUGUAGACGUUGGCAAUCACGCUCAACGUUUAUUAACAAUAAUAGUAUUUGCUACGGAAUAUAUUGUAUAUGAUGAUUUAAGUUACGAAGAUAAAUUCGAAAGAAAGUAUACUUGUGAUCAUACAAAGCUAACUAAAUAUUUCUUACAAUUCCUUUUAAAGUAUACACACAUUUGUUUAAAGCGAUUUAGUCCGUUCCAUUCCAAAAAUUCUCUCAAAGUUUUAUACGACAAUAAAGACGUUGUAUUUUCACAACUCUCUACAUUGAUUGGACAUAUCUUAAAAACAAGUAAUGAUCACACAUUGAGCCUACACUCCUUACAACUACUUGCCAAUGAUCUCCACAGUCGAAGUAUUUUACAGAAUAUAUCAAGUUUACAACAAUUAGGUCAAAAGAUGAUGUCAUAUAUCACAAAUAUUUUGGAAUCUUUUGAUCGAAUCAAAUUAACUCAGGCAACUUGUGAAGAAUUGGAAGAAAUCUCUGGAUGGCUGAAGCGAAACUUUUAUAUCGCAAAAAAUCAAACUCAAGAAAUUUCAACAAAAAAACAAGAAGUUUUUGAAGAAAAUUGUCGAUCUGUUAUCGAUAAAUAUCAGAGAGCGAUUGAUGAACAUUCAACAGAAUUAUCAGAUCAAGCAAUGCAUGUAACUCAAAGAGUUGUUAACGAACAAAACAAAUUGAGAAAACGAUUAUUAGCCUCUAUAAAAAUCAGUUUAUCCGCUCAAGUUUUGUCUAGAAUAAGAUGGCAAAGGAUCGUUGAUGAUCUGAGCCAUGAGAGGGCUUCUUGCUACGCCGAGCAUAUAUACCCAAUGUCCUGGGAAUUAGACCCGACGGAAGGACCGAUGAGAGUUAGAAAAAGGUUAAAGAGGUGCUCGUUAGGUGUUAACAAAAGAUUUUUGUUGGAUGAUGAACGAUGGAAAUUAGAGGAAUUGAGAUGCAAACAACCUUUAUCUUACCUGUUUGAAACUCAAACCUCAGAUUCAGAAGCAUUAAUCUAUCAGCUACAUACUAAUGAAAAGUUGUCAUUAACUGCACGAUGCUUGCAUGUUCAACCUGCAAGAGAGGUAAAUGGAGAGCUUCUUCUGGGAGAAAAAUCUCUCUAUUUUAUCGGAGACAAUGUUCAAUCAAUAACUUUACCGUUUGACGGUAUUAAAAGCGUUCUUAAAAGACGGCACGCUCUAAGAGAUGUUGCAUUAGAAGUAUUUUUAAUCGACGGAACAACUUGUCUCUUCGCUCUGAGUACAUCAAGUGAAAGAGACGAAGUAGUAAAUAAUUUAUUAAUGAAUGAACUGCCGAAUCUAAUAACAAUAGAGAACAUCGAUCAAGUACAAAAGAUGUGGAAUGAAAGAGAGAUAACGAAUUUUGAAUAUUUAAUUCACUUGAAUACUUUAUCAGGUAGAAGUUACAACGACUUAAUGCAAUAUUUUGUCUUUCCAUUCGUUUUAUCAAAUUACGAUGAAGAGAUAUUAGAUCUAAAGGAUUCAAAAAAUUAUAGAAUCAUGGCCAAGCCCAUAUCUGUUCAAUUUAAGGAAUGCGAAGCCAAAUACCUACAAACUUAUAAAUAUUUAGAGAAACAAUACGAAGAAAUUUGCCAUUUAGGUUCUAAAUUCGAAGAUGAAGCCUUUCGACCGAAACCUCAUCAUUACGGUUCACACUACAGUAAUUCAGGAACAGUUCUUCACUUUUUAGUUAGAUUACCUCCCUUUACACAAAUGUUUCUAGAAUAUCAAGAUAAUAAUUUUGAUUUGCCGGAUAGGACUUUUCAUUCAAUGGCUACUUCGUGGAGACUAUCCGCAUCUGAUUCAACAACGGACUUCAAAGAAUUAAUACCUGAGUUUUUCUUUCUACCUGAAUUUUUAAUGAAUAAGGAAGGUUUUAAUUUUGGAGUUCGUCAAAAUGGUACUUCAGUUUCAUCUGUAGCCUUACCGGAUUGGUGCGAAAAUAAUGCUAGAUAUUUCAUUAUGAUACUUCGACAGGCUUUAGAAUCAAAUUUUGUCAGUUCAACUAUAUCAAAUUGGAUUGAUCUUGUUUUUGGUUAUAAACAAACAGGUAAAGCAGCUGUUGAAGCUAUAAAUGUCUUUCAUCCAAUGACUUAUUAUGGUGUAAAUUUUGAGAGUAUCGAAGAUACUAUGAAAAGAAUAGCCGUUCAAACAAUGAUUAAGACUUAUGGCCAAACUCCAAAACAGUUAUUUAUAUCACCGCACGUUUCACCAAAGAUUCCAAAUGAGAUAUUAUCCAUUCUUGAUCCUCCAUCCGCUCUUCCCGGCGUCUGUGGUAUUAAGUGGGGAAAGUAUGUUGGAAGUCCCGAAUAUCCUCCUCCUGUUGAAAUAUGGAGAAAGUUUUAUCAAACUCCAGUUGAACAUUUGGUUGCAUCUGUCACUGGUCAAGUUUUCGGAUUAGAGAAAUAUUCGAGUUUAGUGACGAAAUAUAGUAAAAAAGAGAAGACUAAAGAAGAACUUUGGGCAGCUCUGGUGCUAUGGAAUAAUGUUGAUAGCGUUCUAAGAAUAACGAAAAAGCGAAAACUACCUCCUGUUAAUUUAGUACAAUGGCAAAUAGGUGGUGCAAGGCCAACUUGCUGUGCCGCGGUACAUCCUUGUAGAUUAUUACUAUUCGGAACGGAUACAGGACUAAUAUGUAUCUUUAAAAUAAGGUUAGUCGCCAUACUAUAAUUAGCACGUCUUUUUUUAUCGUUUCUCCAUUAAUAGAUAUACAACGGGAAAUGCUAGUUGUAUACAAGUAAGAGGUGGUUCAGAACUAUUAAAGUUAUAUGGACAUUCGAAAAAAGUUAAUCAAAUACAAGCUUGUUCCGCUUUUUCAAUAUUUGCUAGUUGUAGCGAAGAUAAAACAAUAAUUAUAUGGGAUUUGAAUAAGUAGGCUUACAAUUUUUUCCAAAUUAAACCCUAAGACUUAUCAGUUUCUUUUUAUCUUUUUCUAUUAGAUUAAUUUAUGUAAGAUCCAUACAAACUCACGAAUGUCCUGUUCAUGUAUUGGCAAUUAGCGAAACACUUGGUGAUAUUGCUACAGCUAGUUAUCUACCGGAUGGUAGAAGUGAUCUUCAAGUUCAUACAAUUAAUGGUGAACUAGUUGGUAAAGUUAAAACAGAUGAAAAAAUAACAACAAUCACCUAUUCGAAAACACCCGAAGGUCAAUCCGUUAAUGCCAUUGUUUGUGGAUUUAGUAACGGAUUAAUAAGAUUCUAUUCUAGUUGGACUGUCAAAUUAAUAAGGGAGCUAGGAGUAUUAAGAAAUUCAAUAUCAUCUUUGGCAUACUCGGCCGAUUCGCAAAUUUUAUUUGCAAGCUGUUCAGACGGCCUAGUUUUGGCUUUCGAUAACUCUGGACACAAUGGAAAAAAUGUAAAAUUUAAGACGCUUUUAAAGGAAUCUUUUAAAUUGUACACUUGAAUGAUAAAAAAAGAAAACAAAGAGGAAGAGCUUAGUAUGAACACAAAAAAAUAAUAAAAAAAGACACUUAUAAUAAAUAAAGUCUCCUCCUUAUUAAACAUAUAUAAUAUACAUUUUGUAUGUACUAUAUAAACUUAUCAACAUAUUUAUAAGAUAAGCUAUAUACGGUAUAUAUGUUUAAUUACAAUUAUUU
This is a messenger RNA of Dimorphilus gyrociliatus, 8919 nucleotides long. Lineage: Eukaryota; Metazoa; Annelida; Polychaeta; Dinophilidae. The record is from the annotation of a GenBank genome assembly.